UAUAAAAAUAUUAAAAUAUUACUACAAAAAACAAUUGAAACUUGCAUUGAGUACUCGUAUACACUUGUCUGUUUCUUCAAGUGAGUAAAAUAUGGCUUAUAUUAUUACCUCUACAACAUUUGUUUCCAUAAUGCAAUAAGUUGAUCACCCCUUCUCUUUUAUAAAAAUAAUAAUCUUGUACCGUCGCUCAAGAAAUAGAGAAAAAAAAGAAGAGGCAAAGAAAAAUGUUUAAAAAGUUGCAAAGUCAAUUUAAUGCGAAAAUGCGUUAUAAGUCUUUUUCAGAGAGAAAAAAAAAACAUUAAAAAUUUCACUUCAUUAAUUUUUCGUGCUCAUCCGCGCCUUUCUCAUGGGUAUAAUGUUUUUUCCACGUCUUGAAAUCGAUGGUCUCUAUUCGCAAUUUAGCACAUUGCGUGCGAAAAGUGUGAAAACGCGUAAGGGCGCAAUUUGCGACACUUUUCUUCCCUCGCCGAGGAAGAAUUUAUGUGAGAUAGUAGCGGGAAAGCAAUUAUGGUGUUUUCCAUUACCCCGUGCCUUUUCUACGAGACUUUUUUCAGUCGUCGUCGAACCUCCGAAGUAAAUGGAGUGCCCUCUGAAUCGGUAUUACAGCUUGAAUCGUCUCCUGCUUUCCAUAAUCGGGCUAUGGCCUUAUCAGAGUGCGAUAAAUGCUUGGAUCCUUCGAGUAUUAACAAUGGCGAUUUUGAUUUGGUUUUUAAUCGCUCAGACAGCUAAGAUUUACAUGACGGAAUUAACUACAGAUUUUGUACUCGAUGUUCUGCCCAUUAUCAUUCCUCAUGUUGGUAUAAUGGUAAAAUUUUUAAACCGCAUAGUGAACAUGAAUGAAAUGAAAGAUUUACUCGACCGAAUUAAAGUGGAUUGGGAACGCACAAGCUCUCAAGAUGAGAUUAAAAUUAUGCAAACAUACGCCGCGGCUACAAGAAAAAUGUCGAUAUCGUUUUCGUGCACCGCGCAGAGCAGUUAUUCGAUGUACCUUCACCCAAGGCUCGAUCUGUUCGUGAAACUGGAGAAGAUCAUAGAAACGUUCUUCUUUUUAUCGAAGAUCAUCGCAAAGUCAUACAGUUAGUAAUCUUUUGACAGUGUCGUAUUAUACAUACUUGCCUAUUCGUACGUGUUUUGAAUGAAUGUGGUAUGUGUAUUUCUACGAAACCGGAUAACGCGAUAGCAUGAUAAUGACAAAAACAAAAGAACAAUCGUUUCUCUUCUAGGUGUGCCGAAUAAAUAUGGCACUGCAAGUGCCAUAUUUAUUAAGUUUUUUUAUCAAAAUUAACACGUGAUCGUGCAUUAUUAACUCGCGGAUGUUAUUUUUUUUCUUGCAAUCUAAGGUUCGUGGACGUUAUACAAUCGUGCUACAGUCUACUCAUCGUCGCUGAAUUUUUAGUUUUAAUAAUUCUAAUAGGCAUCACGCUGGUACAAGUGAGUGUUCGCACAUUUAAUUAAUGUAUUUAUAUAUUAUGCCCGUGCCAAGCGAUUAACACGCAACAUAAGAUUUGCGAAUCAAGGAAGUUAGAAUCAGCGUAGCUACACAUUUUGCUCUUUAGAUAACUAAGUUCUCCGGAACGGAUCGGCCGGUUAGAUCCAUAGCUUACGUCAUUGGACAAUUAAUUUAUCUGUUUAUGAGUAGCUACAUGGGUCAGCAUCUAAUUGAUACAAGCGCACAGAUGUCCAUGAAGGUGUGAGUAUCGCUACGUAUAAUGGUAAACGUAAACGCACAUUUUGAUCCCCGAGUUUGAGCCCGAUCGUUCAUUACGAAAGAAAAGUAAAAGACUCACUUAAUCUACAAAUAAUAAAAUAAUAACAAAUACAUUUUUACUGGAAAAUUUGAUCACUGAUGUCGGUGUAAUUCUAGAUAUUUCGCAAAGUGGCACAAUAUGUCUAUAUGGAAGCAAAAGAUAAUGUUGUUCAUUAUGAUGAGAUGUAUGCGAACGGUUUCCCUUAAUUUGUAUAGCGUCUGUCCCGUGAAUUUAGAAAAUUUUUCAGCGGUAAGCGAUAUUGGCGAUAUCAGAAUUCUAUCAAGUCCCCCCUUAUCUAAUAUUAGCGUGAAUUUUGUUUUAAGAUUGUGCAGCAAGCUAUAUCGAUCUGUAUGUUGCUGAGACAUAUGUCAUAAACAAUUUGGAUAAUAGUGCUCGUGUAUGUAAUCAAUGUAUACCAAAUUAUCGCAAUACAUUCUUUGCGUGAUGA
This is a messenger RNA of Linepithema humile (Argentine ant), 2196 nucleotides long. The record is from RefSeq and is a predicted model, not a curated record. Lineage: Eukaryota; Metazoa; Arthropoda; Insecta; Hymenoptera; Formicidae.